This is a messenger RNA of Dicrocoelium dendriticum, 1517 nucleotides long. NCBI's taxonomy places the organism in Eukaryota, Metazoa, Platyhelminthes, Trematoda, Plagiorchiida, Dicrocoeliidae. The record is from the annotation of a GenBank genome assembly.
GGCUGGUGAUGCUUGGUUGGAUCGGUAGACUCAUCCCAGAGGAAACCAUUAUUGAAGGCAUUGGCAAUGAACUUCUUUUUGUUGUCGGCCUUGUGGGCUUGUGCAUUUUUGUCAUUCUUGCUUGGUUAUCCACGAGAGUCAAUCGUGACGUACUCUCGCUACGCAUCACUUUAGUUCCUCAGUCAAAUAGGGGUAUUAGCCACGAAACCUCUUCACAGAAUCAACUUACGCGCCCCCCCUGUGACGAUAACGACGCCUCACAGGUCGCAAGCGCUGAGGCCGAAAACAACCUCCAACCGGAUGAUUCUAGUUCGGAUGAACUGCCAGAUGAUUGCACGAAUACAGACACCAUCUCAAAUUCAGGGAAUGAUGAAGCAAACACACGAAAGUCUUCCUUGGCACGACUGAAAAAUGGCACGCCUGAUGAACAAAGGGAGUACGCCUCUCGUUUCCGCGUUAAAGGUCAUUUGGUAUUACGCUUACAAUAUGUGAACGAUCGUACUCGAUACGUACAUGCUUCUCCUGAGAUGUUGAUCAGCCGGUUCAAGCGCAAACACUUCGCCGAGGAGUUGGUCGGGCAAUACAAGAACGUACGUUUAAUAUUUCAGGGACAUGAGUUAGUCGAGCAACAAACAACUCGGUCUAACCGAACGAAUUUUACUCGUCCGACUGAUACGACCAUUGCACGCCAACUUCGUCUGUGUGACUAUAAUGUGCGCGACGGAUCCACCAUCCACUGUCUUGUAACUACUUCGGCUGUUUCCACCAGUCUGGCACAAGAUGCGUCAUCUCAUUCAGGCUCUCGCGGCCAGGAUUCACACUCCAAUGAUCCUUUGCUUACCGAAUUUGACAUGGGCGCCCGCUUACUGGAACCUUUGUUUGCCUUCUUGCUUGCAUUCACAUGGUUUUUUCGCAUAGCAUAUCGUCAGUACUUCAAUUCAGUUUCCACCUUUGCCCUCAUUACUUUGUCCGUUUUCUUCUGUGGUGCCGUUUUUACAAUGAACUUUAUGAAUGCUGCUUCUGUGGUAUCUGCUUUCGCUGCUCGACGACGGAAUCGAACAAACGAUCGCAAUGCUUCAGCCACGGAGGCUGCCAGUACUAGUUCUGAGUCCGGAGACGUUCGUGUUGUAACUCUGACCAUGGCUACUCGUAGGAUUCAAACACAGCAUGAUCAGCCCGGAUCAACUCUGUUUUCCACCGAGACAUCUAUAGACAACCCUGACGUUUCUUCACCAGUAAUGGCGUCUGCCUCCGCCGAGGAGUCUGCACCAUCUGAUCAUCGUGUUUCUUUAUCGCCGUUGCUUGUUCGCGACAAUGCUGGAUCUGCAUAAGGCCACCGGCUAUGAUAUAUCGUCAGUGUAAAUGAGGGAGAGAAAUCUCCCUCUUUUGCUGUAAAUCGCAAGCAGUUCACAGAAUACAACCCUUUUCCCACAGUACGGAUUCUCUUGAUAGGCUUUUCUCCUAUUAGGGUAUCUGAUGUCUAUUGUGUUGCUUCCUCUUUCGUCACUCCUUUGGCA